AUGGCCCGUCUCCAAACCGCCGUGGCUGGCCUGGGCCGCAUGGGCAAACGACAUGCGCUACAUUUUGCCGAACAGACUCCACGCGCACAGCUGGUCGCUGUCAGUUCCCCGGAUGAGUCCGAGCUAGAAUGGGCUCGUCGGCGUCUGGGUCCGUUGGGCGUGACGGUCUACAAGAAUUACGACGACAUGCUCAAGCACGAGGGCUUGCAGGCUGUGGUUGUAGCUUCUGCGACGGCAGUGCAUGCUGAGCAGACUGUGAAGGCGAUCGAGAAGGAUUUGCAUGUUUUGUGCGAGAAGCCGUUGUCGACCAGCAUUGAGAUUUCCCAAUCCGUCCUCGACGCCGCAAACCGCAAACCCCACCUCAAAGUCCUCUGCGGCUUCUCACGGCGCUUCGACGCCUCAUACCGGGACGCCUUUGCCAAAACACAAGCCGGCACAAUCGGCCGGCCGAGCGUCCUCCGCUCGCAGACAUGCGACAAGCUGGACCCGAGCGGGUUCUUUGUUGCCUAUGCGCAGUUCUCCGGCGGCAUAUUUGUGGACUGCUCUAUACAUGACAUCGAUUUGACGCUGUGGUUCUAUGGCAGCGAGGCCAAGGUCAAGUCUGUCUCUGCGGUGGGCAUUACGGCUGUGGAACCGGAUUUGCGACAGUUCAAUGACCGCGACAAUGCAGUGGGACUUGUGGAAUUCCAUGACGGGCGAAUUGCGUACUUCUAUGCUUCGCGCAUGAUGGCCGCGGGCCAGGAGGAUUCCACGGAGAUCAUUGGCACAAAGGGCAAGUUGACGGUGAACACGCAGCCGGCAAUGAAUCUGGUGAAUAUCUAUGAAUCAAGCGGCGUGCGGCGAGAGCUGCCGCAGCACUAUUUCGAUCGCUUCAGGGAGGCGUUUGUCACUGAGGCCAGGGAGUUUACGGAUAGUUGUCUGGAUGAUACGCCGGUGCCAUUGCGGCUGGAGGAUGCGGUUCAGGCGAUUAGGAUUGGGCAUGCGUUGCAGGAAGCCUUGAUCGGGGAGAAGAAAAUUUUUUUUGACCAGACUGGGAAGAGAAUUGAGAAGGCUGCUUUGUAG
Molecule: messenger RNA, 1062 nt
Organism: Talaromyces atroroseus
Lineage: Eukaryota; Fungi; Ascomycota; Eurotiomycetes; Eurotiales; Trichocomaceae
Exons: 2
Coding region: 1-1062 (353 amino acids)
Biological process (GO): NADPH regeneration
Cellular component (GO): cytoplasm
Molecular function (GO): nucleotide binding; oxidoreductase activity
Source: RefSeq, a predicted model, not a curated record